AUGGACGACGGUACCAUUCAUCAGCUGAUUGUGAUAAUCGAGCAUGCCACCUUCCGGAGCAAUGGUUUCCUCAAGCCCAAUCCGUACGUCGAGUUUUCGAUCGAUGGCAAAACUUCACGCAAGACAGAUAUCAUCAAAAACACCAACACACCGAAAUGGAACGAACGGUUCACAAGUAUCGUGUCGCCCGGCUCAGUACUGCACUUUCGCGUCCUCGACCAUUCCAGCUUCCGCAAGGAUUCCCUGCUCGGUCAGCAGACGGUCGAGCUGGCGGGCAUUUUGCGCCACUACAACGGCGUGCUAGAACUGCUCGAGCUUAAUAUGGAUCUGCUGAUCGAUGGGACGGGUUCGUCGAAAACUAGCGAACCUCGACAGCCGGUAAAGGCAGGCGAGCUAGUUGUCGUUCUUGAUGGGUUAAAGAUCGAUAUGCGUAAUUUGGUGGGUGCUGGCGGAACGGGCGCUAUUCGCAACAGUGAGGGGGUAAGCAGUAGCACCAGUAUGGUCAACGGAAAUGGGCAGCUGACGGUGGGUUCCACGGAUUUGGCGCAGAACGGUGCACACUAUCACACGCUUCGGAGCAGCAUACUAAACGGUGGCAUUAGGGCGCGAAUGCGUUUACGUGGCAACGGUACCAGUGCAUCACAGCAGCUGCAACCGCCGCCCCCAUCAUCGGCUGGUGGUAUCCUGAAUCAUGCAUUAGUUCCGUCAUCUUCCUCCUCAUCAUCAUCGUCGGCAACCGUGCACCAGUCGCAACAUUCGCCCGCUUCCCACGCUAUCCAAAACAACAACAGCACGAGUAAUAACGCCACGUCGUCCGACGUUGUGCCCUCGUUCAACGAGUUCAGUAUAGCAGCUGGAUCAUACGGAAUGGGUAACGGUGUGAUGACGGCCGGAUCGUCUCCAAAUGGUGGAACCGGAUCACAGUCCACUGGGGCAACUUCCUCCUCAACGGGGGCUAUUCGAAGGAGUGGCAUUAACUGGGAUCAGCAGAAUGUAUCACCGGUAGCAUCAUCGAUGGCGGGAUCCCAUACCCGACUGGGACCAGUUUAUUCGAACUCCUCGCAGGAAGGACUCAUCAAUGGUGUACCGGGCGGUGGUCAUACGAGCACUGCCUUACUCCCAGUUGCCGGGGGAAGCCCUGGUGGUGUCAAUGGAGCCGCCGGUAUGGCGAUGCCGAUGGGAGGAAGCUUAACCGAUCAGCAAAUCAUUCUGCAGCAUCAACAACAGCAGCAGCAAAAUCCAAUAGACGACGAACCUCUACCGGCAGGUUGGGAAAUGCGUGUGGAUAAGUUCGGUCGGCGGUAUUACGUCGAUCAUAACACGCGCUCGACAUACUGGGAGAAACCGCAACCUUUACCGGCCGGCUGGGAACAACGGCGUGAUCCACGCGGCCGAGUAUACUACGUCGAUCAUAACACACGUACUACUACUUGGCAACGACCAAACAGCGAGCGGCUAAUGCACUUCCAGCACUGGCAGGGUCAACGGCAACACAUCAUCUCACAAGGCAAUCAGCGGUUCCUGUAUCCGCAGCACGCUCAACAAUCGAACUCGAUCUCGGUAGCCCACGAAGAAGACGAUGGUCUUGGCCCCCUACCGGACGGAUGGGAAAAGCGCGUCCAACCGGACAAUCGGGUGUACUUUGUAAAUCACAAAAACCGCACCACCCAGUGGGAGGAUCCACGGACCCAGGGCCAGGAGGUGAGUAUGCUAGCGGAAGGUCCAUUACCGCCCGGUUGGGAGAUUCGCUACACGGCCAAUGGUGAACGAUUCUUCGUCGAUCACAACAAUCGCAAAACCACCUUCGAAGACCCACGGCCCGGCGCGCCGAAGGGUGCGAAGGGUGUGUACGGUGUGCCGAAGGCAUACGAACGAUCAUUCCGCUGGAAGCUCAGCCAGUUCCGGUAUUUGUGUCAGAGUAAUGCGCUGGCGUCACACAUUAAAAUUACGCUUACGCGACAAACGCUGUUCGAGGAUUCGUACCACCAAAUCAUGCGAUUGCCUGCAUACGAGCUGAGGCGCCGGUUGUACAUUAUCUUCCGCGGUGAGGAAGGCCUGGAUUAUGGCGGUGUUUCCCGAGAGUGGUUUUUCCUUCUUUCGCACGAAGUGCUCAACCCGAUGUACUGCCUGUUUGAGUACGCGAACAAAAACAACUACAGCCUGCAGAUUAACCCAGCCAGCUACGUAAAUCCGGAUCACCUGCAGUACUUCAAAUUUAUUGGACGUUUCAUCGCGAUGGCCCUGUAUCAUGGGCGGUUCAUCUAUUCCGGAUUCACCAUGCCGUUCUACAAGCGCAUGCUGAACAAGAAGCUAACGACCAAAGACAUCGAAACGAUCGAUCCGGAAUUUUACAAUUCGCUGAUAUGGGUGCGGGACAACAAUAUCGACGAGUGUGGGUUGGAGCUGUGGUUCAGCGUCGAUUUCGAGGUGCUGGGACAGAUCAUUCAUCACGAGCUGAAGGAGAAUGGCGAUAAGGAGCGGGUGACGGAGGAGAACAAGGAAGAAUACAUCUCGCUCAUGACCGAGUGGCGAAUGACGAGGGGUAUCGAGGAGCAGACAAAAACGUUCCUGGACGGGUUCAAUGAAGUGGUCCCGCUUGAGUGGCUGAAAUACUUUGACGAGCGCGAACUGGAGCUGAUGCUGUGCGGGAUGCAAGAGAUCGAUGUGGACGAUUGGCAACGCAAUUCAAUCUAUCGCCAUUAUAACCGCAACAGCAAACAGGUCGUUUGGUUCUGGCAGUUUGUUCGUGAAACGGACAAUGAGAAACGUGCCCGUUUGUUGCAAUUCGUUACCGGUACUUGUCGCGUUCCGGUCGGUGGUUUUGCCGAGCUGAUGGGUUCAAACGGUCCACAGCGUUUCUGCAUCGAGAAGGUGGGCAAGGACACGUGGCUGCCACGAUCGCACACAUGUUUCAAUCGGUUGGAUCUGCCACCGUACAAGAGCUACGAUCAGCUGGUCGAGAAGCUGAACUAUGCGAUCGAAGAGACUGAAGGUUUCGGGCAGGAGUAA
Messenger RNA from Anopheles marshallii, 3009 nucleotides. RefSeq names its product E3 ubiquitin-protein ligase Su(dx) (gene Su(dx)). Gene Ontology annotation, molecular function: ubiquitin protein ligase activity; protein binding. NCBI's taxonomy places the organism in Eukaryota, Metazoa, Arthropoda, Insecta, Diptera, Culicidae. The record is from RefSeq and is a predicted model, not a curated record. The transcript has 5 exons. Gene Ontology annotation, biological process: ubiquitin-dependent protein catabolic process. The coding region runs from base 1 to 3009 and encodes 1002 amino acids.